Messenger RNA from Maniola jurtina (meadow brown), 4212 nucleotides. It is a transcript of the gene wdb, whose product is annotated as serine/threonine-protein phosphatase 2A 56 kDa regulatory subunit epsilon isoform. Gene Ontology annotation, molecular function: protein phosphatase activator activity. Lineage: Eukaryota; Metazoa; Arthropoda; Insecta; Lepidoptera; Nymphalidae. The coding region runs from base 863 to 2257 and encodes 464 amino acids. Gene Ontology annotation, cellular component: nucleus; protein phosphatase type 2A complex; cytosol. The record is from RefSeq and is a predicted model, not a curated record. The transcript is spliced from 8 exons. Gene Ontology annotation, biological process: signal transduction; protein dephosphorylation.
CGCAACAUUUGCGUUUUAUGAUUGAUAUUAAAAGUGCGUUUUCUGACCAUCUGAACAUUUUUAUAUCUCCAUCUAUUUUCAGAAAUAGGUACUUCUGAGUGCUAGCGUUUUCGCAGCAAACCAGUGAUGAUUAUCUUGCUGUAAAGCUUUUGUAAAUUGAUCGUUUGCUCUAGCUGGAAAAAGACGCUGAAAUAUAUAAAUUUCAUUGUGAAAGUGCAAUCUGUCGGUAUAUUCUUGUGCCUAACAAUAAAAUGCGUCUUGUUUCACUGUCUGAAUCGAAACGGAUGGUGAGCGAUGGCGAGAAUACGGUGAUAGAUUUUUGGUGUUAAAAAUUGCUCUGUGUCAUUGCCGUUUUAGAUUUGUACCAUAUCUAAGGAGGACAAUUUUUGAUUAAAAUUGACGUUUUCCGUGUUAAUAUUGCUAAAUCUUUGAAUAUUUCGACGAUUAUUGUGGGGAAAUUAUAUUGUCAUCGACUGACCGGCUGAUAUUACACGAGGCUUGUAUGUAUAUGUGACUUCUGCCUUCUGGUAUUAGUGACACGCCUCAGAAAAUAAAACAUAAUUUUGUGAAUGGAAUUAUUCUAUUUAGUUAUUGUGUCGUUUUGGUGAUCAAGACGGUUUAAAAUUACGUAACUGUUGUGGAUUCUUAGUGUAUUAAAGAAUGGCCUGAGUGUGACCACUCCAUUACCGUCAUGUGUGACGAAGGAAUGUUUGUUUAGGCUUUAAUAUUUUGCUGCGACUUCGCCCCAAGUGCGCGUUUGAUACCUACAUCGGACUGGAACAUGAAUUUAUCCGAAUCAAAACAAGAUUUGCAUUGAUCGUUCUCGACCGUUUGUCACAUCGGACACUUUUAUACUAGCAAAAUGUCUUCGGGAACGUUUGUGGAUAGGAUUGACCCUUUCGCGAAGCGGUCGCUGAAGAAAAAGACUAAGAAGUCUCAAGGAUCCUCGCGCUACCGCAACACGCAGGAUGUCGAGCUCCAGGCUCUGCCUCUCCUAAAAGAUGUUCCAAGCAGUGAGCAGGAGGAACUAUUUAUCCGUAAACUGCGACAGUGCUGUGUGGCUUUCGACUUCAUGGACCCCGUGGCCGACCUGAAGGGGAAAGAGAUUAAACGUGCUUCACUAAAUGAGCUUGUAGAGUACAUCACUGGUGGCCGUGGAGUUCUCACUGAACCAGUCUAUCCAGAGAUCAUCAAAAUGAUAUCGGCCAACUUGUUCCGCACUCUGCCACCGAGUGAAAAUCCUGAUUUCGACCCAGAAGAGGAUGACCCGACAUUGGAGGCUUCGUGGCCGCACCUCCAGCUAGUCUACGAAUUUUUCCUGCGCUUCCUUGAGUCCACUGACUUUCAACCUACUAUUGGCAAGAAAGUCAUUGACCAGAAAUUCGUUUUGCAGCUUUUAGACUUGUUCGACUCGGAAGACCCGCGCGAGCGUGACUUCUUGAAGACUGUGCUGCAUCGCAUUUACGGGAAGUUUUUGGGCCUCCGCGCCUUCAUACGGAAACAAAUCAACAACAUCUUCCUGAGAUUUGUCUAUGAGACAGAACAUUUUAACGGUGUGGGUGAACUUCUAGAAAUAUUGGGAAGUAUAAUAAACGGGUUCGCUCUGCCGCUGAAGAGCGAGCACAAACAGUUCCUGGUGAAGGUGCUGCUGCCGCUGCACAAGGUGAAGUGCCUGUCGCUGUACCACGCGCAGCUCGCCUACUGCGUGGUGCAGUUCCUGGAGAAGGACGCCACGCUCACCGAGCCCGUGGUGCGCGGCCUGCUCAAGUUCUGGCCCAAGACCUGCUCGCAGAAAGAGGUUAUGUUCCUUGGUGAGAUUGAGGAGAUUUUGGACGUUAUUGAACCAGCACAAUUUGCUAAAAUCCAAGAGCCACUAUUUAGACAAAUUGCAAAAUGUGUAUCCAGUCCACAUUUCCAGGUAGCGGAACGGGCAUUGUACUACUGGAACAACGAAUACAUCCUGUCGCUGAUGGAGGAGAACAACCAGGUGAUCAUGCCCAUCAUGUUCCCGGCGCUGUACCGGAUGAGCAAGGAGCACUGGAACCAGACCAUCGUGACGCUGGUGUACAACGUGCUGAAGACCUUCAUGGAGAUGAACUCCAAGCUGUUCGACGAGCUCACCGCCAGCUACAAGGCGGAGCGGCAGAAAGAGAAGAAGCGCGAGAAGGAGCGCGACGAGCUGUGGAAGCGGCUGGGCGAGAUGGAGAUCGGGCACAAGCGGCAGCAGGCGGUCGCCGGCGCCGCGCUCGCCAACUGAUGUCCCUCCGCCUGCUAGAUAAUGCGAUCCAUUUUAUUUUCACUUAUGUAUUCAUAUUUUCUAUUCGAUUACAUUUUUGUUAAUGACGUUAUUAAUUUUUUAUACCUCUAAUGAUUCGUUCGUUCGGGCGGAUCCACCGACCGCUCCGCUGGCCGCUCCCCGCGUCCGCGUCCCGAAUGCACCGUCAUUAUUGUACUAGUAUUUUUGUAUUCGUUUACGUAGGAUAUUACAUAGAUUACUUUAGGAUUUUUAAUAUUGUUAAAUUGUUUAAUAAGUUAAAAGUUGUAUGUAUUAUUGUCGAUGCGUGAUCGUUUGUAUUGCAUUUUUGAUCACCGAUAAUUGUAUUAAUCGGGCACCGGCUUCCGGCUGAACAUGUUUGUACAAAAAAAAAACCUAGAUAAAUUGGUAGGUGUACUUCGAGUAGAGCGCGGGGCGGGCGCGGCGCGCGGCGCUGCCCUGCGGCGCGCCCGCUGCCACUAUGUUCUAUGGAAUUAUGUUUAACUAGACGCUGAAUACAGAAAUGUUUUUCGAAGUACUAUCAUUUUGUAUAGAUACAUAGUGUAAAUAGGCAUUUAUUUAUUAUAAAUUUAUAGCAGUGUGAUUUUUAUACAUAGCUGCGGGAGUGGGACACGACGGUCGAACAGCGAACCGAGAAUAUUCAUGUAUCGCGCAUAUGGCUCGGUGUCCAACUAAACUGUAACGGAUCAUAUUGGAGUAGAGCGAUGCCGUAGUAGAUAUAAUAAUUUGUAAGGAAAUAGUCAUUAAUUUGUAUGAUAUUGCUGUAGCUAUUAAUUUUUCUAUCAUCACUAGUAGAGCGGCGCGGACGGUGCCCGCCCGCGCCUCUGUAUAUAGUAUGUACGACGCGCCGCCCGGGCCGCGGCCGCCCAGCGCCUGUAUGUAUGUACACUAUGGACAUGUUUGUUAUGUAAAAUGUAUUGACAUUGCAAAUUAUAAUAUGAUCUUAUAUAUGAAUUAAUAUUAUAGUACACAGUAUGGAAAUAAACAGUUGUCUCACAGAACCUCUCUUUAACCUGUAGCGAGCGAGCAGGCUCCGCCGCGGUCCUCCGCGCACGGCGCAUACUGCGUCACGCAUAUCGCAUACACGAGCCAUUUCAUUUCUGUUCUCUUUACAAUAUUCGAAUACAUUUGAUUUAUAGUCUAUUUCUUUUAAUAAAAAAUAUUUUUUAUGGUUAUUAAUUAUUUAGGUUAACGUAAACGAUAAUUGUGUUGUAAAAUAUGUGUACUUGGGUAAAAAUAAAAACACAAAUAUAAUGAAAACUUUGAUAAUUCUUAUACCACAAAACUGUAAGAAAAUAAAUCUAAUUCGUAACCAUUAGCGCCGAGCUUACUUGAGCUUACGUUUUACUUAUUUUCGAAUCCGUGCGAUGACAUUAUGAAGUUGAAAGUAAGAAUUUUGGAAACAAUAUACAACUGAAUUUUAUACAUAACAAUAGCAGUUAUAUUCAGUUUAGGAUUAAUUUAUUUGUUUAAUUUUCUUUUGAUUUUUUUUCCUUUAUGAAUUCCUUAAAGUAUGUACAAGUGCAUUUAAAAACUUGUACGUACAUGAAACUACUAUUUUAUGAAAGGUAGUUUAUAAUGUAUAUUGGAAUGAACGCUUCCUUACCAUAGUAAUUAAAUAAAAAUAAUAGUCCUGCUUGUUUAUGUCUGCGAUACAUAACAAACAAAUCUAGAAUAACUGUAAUUUAUCAUCAUAAUUUUAAUUUGAAGUUAAGACUAGUUCGUCACAUAAAAAAAUCAAAAAUUAAUAAUUGCUAAAACGUGAACGGAAAAAUGAUAAAAAGCAGUAGCAUAAAACAUACAUUAUUGUGUAAUAAAUGUUAAUUAAGGCACCUAUACCUAUAGGUAUCAACAUCUACAGAUAGAAGAUUUAUAAACAAAUUAAAUAAAGAACAUAAUAAAUGCUUAUUUAAAAGUAAUUAAAUUAAUUGAUUAUU